This is a messenger RNA of Ixodes scapularis (black-legged tick), 1268 nucleotides long. RefSeq lists its product as uncharacterized. The record is from RefSeq and is a predicted model, not a curated record. The transcript has a single exon. NCBI's taxonomy places the organism in Eukaryota, Metazoa, Arthropoda, Arachnida, Ixodida, Ixodidae. The coding region runs from base 92 to 688 and encodes 198 amino acids.
UUCCUCUUGCCGGCAGUUUCAGGCAGCCUUUAGGCAUCUCCUAGUUAGCAACUUGUUUAAACUGUCUGACAAGAGCAACUGCGAAGAGGACAUGGCAACUCUUCUAGCGGCUCUUCCGGUUGGUCUCUCAGCUCCCUCAGCUUCUCUUAGCCUCGCAAGCUCACUUCCACAAUGUGCAGCUGACCUCACAUCCUGUAGUUAUCCCUCUUUAUUAUCACUUAACAACAUUGUUUACUUUGCUGGAUGGCUUGUAACAAGGUUUGUCAAAUAUCAUACAUGUCAAAACGUGACUCAGCAAUGUGAAUUGCAAAUCAAGAAUGCCACUUUUUCUGAUGACAGCCAAGUGUUGUUGUAUUUGAGUGUGAAAGGAACGGCUGAAGGAGACUUUGGAAGCCUCUCGGUCCCUUCACCUUGCUUUGUUUCUUUCGUUCAAGCUUGUGAGAAGGUUUUUGUGGCGUCAAUUGACAGUCUUGUUUUAAAAGAAGGCGUUGGGAAGGCGUUGUGCAUCACUCUUCAUGAGAAUGUCGAAAAGCUGCUGACUCUCUGCAGUGAGGAUGUCUAUGACGAUUUAUUUGCUUUGUUUGCAAGGGUGGGGCUUCAUUGGUUCGCCCGUAAAAAGAAUACUGAGCUCCUUAAUGCAGCUGUGAGACGCAAAACCAAGCAACAAGUCCAGAGGCUGUGCAGAUGAGACACCGCUUGCGUUAUGCCCACAGGAAGUCCCUUUAGUUUGUUUUACGUGUUGCAUUCAACGAUCACCCUGUGCAUUAUUGAGGAGUGUGUGAGAACAAGUGUUGACCUCGAUGUUUUCUUGUGCAGUGUGCCGACUUGAAACGUAAACCUGGAUUAGUGUUUGGUUGUGUGAGGUAUACAAAAGUAUAUCAAACUGCGAUGAAAGGUAAAUCAGUGAGUGAGUAUGGUGCUAACAAUUUGCCACAGAGCGAAUUAUUAUCCUUUUUCUAAUGCUUUCUUUCCUGUCAUUUUGUGGCAGUUUCCUGCGUCCUAACGCUCACAUAGACAGCCAAGCUGUGGAGCACAAUAUGCUUGUGGCGAGCGCAUAUGCUAUAACGAAACUUCUCAAUUUUCAAUCUCUUGAAGCAUUAAUUCAUAUGGACAUUCAAAUGCAAAAGACAGGCAUAGCUCCGACCUUGCCCGCACUUCCACUUGUGAUUGAUAUAGUUAAAUCUAGUUACGAGCUCUCAACGUGAACAGUGCAAGAUAAAUGCGUGAACGUGCCUCCUGUUGAGAGUAUUAAAUGCGCGCAUAGAGUU